Culex pipiens pallens (northern house mosquito) is the source of this 1788-nucleotide messenger RNA. RefSeq names its product lachesin-like. The record is from RefSeq and is a predicted model, not a curated record. Bases 280 to 1371 code for a protein of 363 amino acids. Gene Ontology annotation, cellular component: neuron projection. Lineage: Eukaryota; Metazoa; Arthropoda; Insecta; Diptera; Culicidae. The transcript is spliced from 4 exons.
UCAGUUCAGUUCUUCUCCAUCGUUUGUUCGCAUCACAUCGCGUGGUUCUGCUUAGUGUUUUGAACCAGCAUUCCGGUGUUCUUCCCAUUCCCAGCCCCAGGAAUCUCUUCCCUGUGUGUUUGUGUGGAACGUGAGGAACGCUCCGUUGAAUUACACUACGAUUGCUACGCAGGAAGCUUUGCCGGUUUCUCCGACUCCCGCAAAGUCCCGGCUACCCAUUCCAGAUUGCCGGAGUAGGCGUUGAGUUCGUGCCUGGAGUGUGUGUCCUAGGAAAUCGCAAUGAGGCUUCUUCAAUUGGAUUUGCUAAUAAUUUGCCUGAUCGCAGUGCACCUGUGCCAUGCCCAGCAGCAACCGCCCUUCCCGACCAUCUCCGCCAUCAGCCCGGAGCAGAUCAAGGACAUCGGCGAAAGCGUUACGCUCGAGUGUGACAUCACCAACGUGGGCAAGUUCACCGUCGGAUGGCAAAAGACGAACCGCGAGCGGUCCCAGCAGGUCAACACCAUCUCCCUCGGACCGACGCUGGCCGUCGCCGAGGAACGGUUCCGGGUCGACGUAGACAAGGAGAAUAACACCAUGAAGUACAAGCUGACGAUCAGCGACAUCAUCAACACCGAUGCCGGCCUGUACGAGUGCCAGAUCCAGGUCAACAGCACCAGCAAGGUGACGAACACUGUUGAACUCCAGGUGCGCCACCCACCGAUCCUGCAAGACAACCUCAUGUCCACGACGGUGACCAAGGCCGAAGGCGAAGACGUGAAGCUGUCCUGUGUAGCCGAAGGCUACCCGCGACCAUCAAUCACGUGGAAGCGCGAGUACAACGCCAUCCUCCCGAUUGGAGGACACUCGUUCAGUGGAAACGAACUGUCGCUAAGCUCGCUGGCCAAGGAAGAUCGCGGUCCGUACUACUGCGUGGCGGACAACGGCGUGGGAAAGGCGGACUCGAGGACGAUCAAUCUGGAGGUGGAGUUUGCUCCGGUCAUUUCCGUUCCGCGCCCAAAGGUAGCCCAGGCCGUCGAGUACGACAUUGAGCUGGAGUGCAUCGUGCAGGCGUUCCCGUCACCGGCGAUCUCGUGGUUCAAGAACGGACAGCAGAUUCACAACGGAGGAUCGUACAGCAUCUCGCAGACCGGUCAGCCGGACGACGUGACCACUUCCGUGGUCAAGAUCAGCUCGGUGGAGAGUUCGCACUAUGGCGAUUACAUUUGCAAGGCUUCGAACAAAGUUGGCCACGCCGAGUCAAGACUGAAUCUGUAUGAGCAACGGUUACCCAACAUCAACUUUUCCGGCCUGAAGUGGGCCAGCACGGGCCGUGUCCUGUCCAGCCAGCUGGGCAUCCUUGCGGUCACCGUACUGCUGGCAACACUGUUGUGAAUAAGACGGCGAAGCUAGUUGCUGUCGCCGGCCAAUCCUUGGGCAACUACCUGCAGCCAUAAAACUGGCCCAUCAAACCGAACCCUAACGAACCCAACCACAAAUCGACAAAAGUGCAAAUUUUUACAAACAGACAGCCAGCAGAAUAAAAUUUACCCCCUCCCUGAGCGGUCAAGCAUAUCUUUAACACAAAAGUAGAUUGACAUUUUCUACCCGUUUAGGAACCCUGUACAAAAAGAGCGUAACAAAUGGAACAAAUUAGCGAACCUUUUUGCCACGCGGGCAGUCGAAUUUUAAUAUUUGAGAUAACUUACCUGAACAUGAACCAUGACGGACUGAAUGGCGUCGAUUAGCAGCUAAGCCAACCAAUUUUGGGAACUUACAUGUGUGAGAAUAAAAGACAGUUCUACAAACGUA